GCCCCUAGGCUGGGCUCCGGCCCUCCGCCCCCCUCGCAAAACUGCGCUGGCCGCCCGCAGAGGGGAGGUUGCCGAGCGAGGGCAGGAGGACUACUUCCCAGCACCCCAGCCUCCUGCCAUGUCUGACCCCAUCACGCUGAAUGUCGGGGGGAAGCUCUAUACAACCUCACUGGCAACCUUGACCAGCUUCCCUGACUCCAUGCUGGGCGCCAUGUUCAGUGGGAAGAUGCCCACCAAGAGGGACAGCCAGGGCCACUGCUUCAUUGACCGUGACGGCAAAGUGUUCCGCUACAUCCUCAACUUCCUGCGAACCUCCCAUCUGGACUUGCCCGAGGACUUCCAGGAGAUGGGCCUGCUCCGCAGGGAGGCUGACUUCUACCAGGUGCAGCCCCUGAUUGAGGCCCUGCAGGAGAAGGAGGUGGAGCUGUCCAAGGCCGAGAAGAAUGCCAUGCUCAACAUCACACUGAACCAGCGUGUGCAGACGGUCCACUUCACUGUGCGUGAGGCACCCCAGAUCUACAGCCUGUCCUCUUCCAGCAUGGAGGUCUUCAAUGCCAACAUCUUCAGCACCUCUUGCCUCUUCCUCAAGCUCCUCGGCUCCAAGCUCUUCUACUGCUCCAAUGGCAACCUAUCCUCCAUCACCAGCCAUUUGCAAGACCCCAACCACCUGACUCUGGACUGGGUGGCCAAUGUGGAGGGCCUGCCUGAGGAGGAGUACACCAAGCAGAACCUCAAGAGGCUCUGGGUGGUGCCAGCCAACAAGCAGAUCAACAGCUUCCAGGUCUUCAUGGAGGAGGUGCUGAAAAUCGCGCUGAGUGACGGCUUCUGCAUCGAUUCUUCUCACCCGCACGCUGUGGAUUUUAUGAACAAUAAGAUUAUUCGAUUAAUACGGUACAGGUAAAAGGACCCCAGCAACAUUGGAGGGGGGCUUCCCAAAGCCAAGAUCUUGGAGAGUGUCUCGCCAGUGGUGUGAGGCAGGCCACUGUACUAACCUGUAUUAAUCGUGUAGCAGGACUUGAUUUCCCCUGUGAUGCUGUCCACCUGUAGGAAUCCAUGUGUCCUCUUGACAGAGCCACAUUUUUCCUUGCUUCUUUGAGCUGAAGAUGGGCAGUUUUCUCUAAGUGAAGAGUCUGCCAACGUGUCCUAAAGGAGGCCACAGGAGGACUUUUUGGCUAGACAAAGGAACAGCAGUUUUUUCUUGGGUCCAGCUCUCUCUGUACCAUUAGGCAGUGCCUCACUUAGCCAUCUGUAAACAGAGCCUCUGGUGGAGGGGAUGGGGUGAGAACAAGAGGCUCCCUCUAAUUUCCCAGGACAUGAAGUACCCAGAGAUUCCCAUCCUGCCUGCCCCUCCGUCCCUGGGAUGUGGCCAGAACCUUGGACUUGCUUGGCUGGCUUGGAAAUGAAGUGGGUAGUGAGGGUGGGAUUUGAGCCUGGCAUGGCCUGGAGGAAUUAGCCUCCAGGCAGGGUUCAGAAGAUGGGGAUAUCCCUCUUGACUGGGCCAAAUCUAGGCCUUUGGGGAUUUCCAGCUUCAGAAAUAAGCUGCUGUCCCGGCAAAGAUUUGAAAGUAUCUGGAGCCAGUGCAAUGAAAGGCGCUUCAUAAUGUGGCCUGAUACCUGACUUUUGUAAUCCUUUCCCUAAGAAGUUGAAGUGUCAUUGAAACAAAUCAUUUAAAACAAAUAUAUUAUGGACUCUCAGGGUUGGAAAAUGAUUCAAUAGUCGCUCAGUCCUCCCGCACCCCCACCACACCCCAGCACAUUUGCGGCUGAGGGCUUCUCCCCAGUACCUUCAGGAGAUCAACUAUCCCUGCUUGCAUACCCUCAGUGACAGGAAGUUCGUCAUCCCCAAGGCCAGCCCCUGCCAUAGUUGGCUGUUAGAAAGUCCUUCCUUAUAUUGAGCCAAAACCUGUCCUUCCACAACCAUUUUCUGGUCCUGGUAGACCUUCCUUCUCACCCAAAUGUGUAUUUUCUCUUUCAAAAUAGUCACUUUGAGAGGCCAGAUACCUAUUUUGAAAAUAAUAUUACUCGAUAUUAGGAUUCCCCUUGGGAUUUGUCUUCAGAACCAAGGUUAGCCCCUUUCAUUCCCUGUAAGUCAUCCCCAUUUUGUUGUGGCUUCGCUUCAUUUGUGACCUUCCCUCCUCACCAGACAUGACUGUGCAUAGCUUUUGACCAUCUUCUGUUGAGUUUGAAGAUUGCUACCCCAGAGGAAGGAGACCAGGGUCUUGGCAAUGUGUAACAAGGAGCCUGGGAGUGAUC
Kogia breviceps (pygmy sperm whale) is the source of this 2252-nucleotide messenger RNA. RefSeq names its product potassium channel tetramerization domain containing 21 (gene KCTD21). NCBI's taxonomy places the organism in Eukaryota, Metazoa, Chordata, Mammalia, Artiodactyla, Physeteridae. Gene Ontology annotation, biological process: protein homooligomerization; ubiquitin-dependent protein catabolic process. Gene Ontology annotation, molecular function: cullin family protein binding; histone deacetylase binding. The record is from RefSeq and is a predicted model, not a curated record.